Molecule: messenger RNA, 330 nt
Organism: Colletotrichum costaricense
Lineage: Eukaryota; Fungi; Ascomycota; Sordariomycetes; Glomerellales; Glomerellaceae
Exons: 1
Source: RefSeq, a predicted model, not a curated record
CUCUUGGUCCUCGGACCGGUAUUCGGUAGUGGUUUCUCUCACCGAGUGUUCACUUCAGUCCCCCAUCCCUUUCCUUUUUUUUUUUCUUUUUUUUUCUUUGGCGUCUUUGCGACUGACACGCGCGAUCACCGGUCCGUGAGCGUACGGGGGCCAUUCGUGCCGGGGCGCGGACGGAACCCGCCAUCCACCACCCACGGGCCCACCCCAUGCCAAGGUACUAAGAAACGGCCUUUACUCCGUACAAACCAAGGUAAAGCAUCCGUACCUGUGGUAAUUUACAAGGUGUUCAAGGAAAAGCAAUACAGCAAAGGGGAAACUUUGUGCGCGUGA